Leopardus geoffroyi (Geoffroy's cat) is the source of this 8306-nucleotide messenger RNA. RefSeq names its product purine rich element binding protein A (gene PURA). Gene Ontology annotation, biological process: regulation of transcription by RNA polymerase II. Gene Ontology annotation, molecular function: purine-rich negative regulatory element binding; DNA-binding transcription factor activity, RNA polymerase II-specific; RNA polymerase II transcription regulatory region sequence-specific DNA binding. The transcript is spliced from 2 exons. Lineage: Eukaryota; Metazoa; Chordata; Mammalia; Carnivora; Felidae. The record is from RefSeq and is a predicted model, not a curated record. Gene Ontology annotation, cellular component: nucleus. The coding region runs from base 3035 to 4003 and encodes 322 amino acids.
UACUAAGUAUAUUAUUUAGGUAAUUAACAAGUGGCUAGAAGUCAUUUUAAAUCUACAAAUUUUCUAAUGGAUUUUCAACGUUAGGAUGCAGAUCUAACUCUGAAAUUCUUUUUAAGCUUCUAAACUUUUUAAGACCUUCCUCUGAGACAAUAUUCAUUCUUCCCAGACUGCCUUUUAAGGCUACCGUAUUCUGUAGCCUAAGGAAAGCCGCCUUUCACCAUCUCCUUCCUAGUCUGACCAAAGCCCCACAUUUACAGGCUUAUCCUGAAAUUAACUUUUUGAGAAGUGAAAAUGUGCUGAAUAUCCAAUUUAUCAUUGAAUUGUUUUGGAAAAGCCAUUAUUAACCUUGCUUACCUUUUAGAUACAUUUGUAAAAUAGGGGACAAGCUGGUAUAUAAUGGUAGAAAUUUUAUACAUAUAUAAUAAAUAACGUAAAAUAAGUAAAUGCAUAUUUAUGUGAAGAGAUCCAGGUCUCAGUGGUUUGCUGACUUGAGUUUAAAAUUCCCAUUUUGAACAUGCAAAUGAUAUUUAACUUGUGUUUUGUCUAGAAGCUUCAUCAGUUGCUUGUGCGCUGGGGAACUAAGAACUCAGUUGCUGGUGACACUUUUUCAGAAAAUCAGGGUGUUCCCAAAGUCAAACUGCUUCAGAACCCCUGGAUAUAAAUGUUUGGGACAGAGAAAAGAGAAAUUUAAACUCUAAAGUUGGUCACGGAAGGUGGGCAUUUUUAAAGCCCUUGUUUUCUGUCCUGGGGGAAGCAGUCAUUAGCGUAGAAGAAUGGGACCGGCAGGCGCGUGUCUCCUCAUCACAAUCCCAUUGGGCUUCUUGCUGCUAAGAGCUUUCUUGAGGGGGCAAGCGCUUGGUUCUGCGCAGGGUAAACCCCAGAAGAAGAGCAGCGGCUCUUCUAGAUCAGACGGAUCGAAACAGAUCUUAGCCUCAGUUUACAGCUGGAAGCGUAAUGCCCCGCCCUACUCUGUGCGGAGACCCUGCCACUCAGCCUUUGCGUCCCAGUUUGGGGCCAGGGUCUAUCCAGGGUCCUGAUCGCUACUGUGUGAGCUUGAAGGAGCCUCUGCUUUUUCUCGUUUUAAUUCUUUCGCGGUGGGAAGUGCGCCAACAGUUCUCUCCCCUUCCUUGCAGACUUGGGGACAAGGGAGGGAGUUUAGAAAAAUCAGCAAUAAAAUGGCACUACUCGGUACUGGAGGAUGCCCCCAACUAAGGAAAAGUUCUUUAUGGAGCCCAAAGCCUGGAUUUCUGUCUGUCAGAAUGGGCCUCCCCUUCAGGGAACCAUUUCAGGGACCAUUUCAGGGACUAGUAGGUGGUUCUGGGGCUGGUUCCCACAGCACUACUCCAGUUUGCUCUUUGGUAGCCAUAGUGCUUUUCCCUGUUUCUUGCUCUUUAGCGGGAAGUAGCAAACAUCAGCCCAGAGCCAGAGUAGCUAAUGCUGGGUAGAACGGAGCCCUUGCUAAAAGAAAAAGCAAGCUGUGAAUACUUCGGAGGCAGGUUUGCUCAGGAGGUGAAGGGAUAUAUUAGGGAGCUUUGAGGGCUCAGGUAUUGACAAGGUUUAGGUCCUAGACUUAUCUGGGUUUCGUGAUCCUUAGUCCUCUCCAGCCCUUUCUUUUCCAGGAAGCUUGCACAACUGUGGUACUCAGCUGUCUGUGAAGCUGAAUGAGGGAGGGAAGACUCCUUACUUUGGGGGUUGAGGGAUGUUGGGUGGGAAUGGCACCCACAGAUGGGACAGAAACACUCUUCUAAGGAUGGAGGCAACAAUCCAUGUUUGAGAAAGCCAGGAGUAAGGCUGUGAUGUCUAUUCCCUGAGCCCCCUGCAGAAGGUGAUAAGGAGAAUGUAGGGGUAAUGGCAGGGGUUCUCCUGGAGAUAGGCCUGAGCUUCCCCACAACUCUUAGAACUGCAGACUGCAGGGAGGGAGUAUGAGCGUUUGCUAUAUAUGUAGGAGAAGGAAAACAGGCCCUAGAUUAUGCCUUAGAUCUAGGAAGAAAGAAAUCCCUUCUUUCCGAGUCUCUUUCUGAGACCAGAGACCCCCUUUAGCUGUCACUGUCCAAAGAUUCAUUGGUUAAUUAAUGGUUGGUAACCUAGCUGUCUACCUAAAAAUCACUAAUCAUGUAAUGCUUUACUUUUUUGAGAGGUAGGGGCUCUCCUGGACACUAAGGAGUUUCUGGGAGGAGGGGUAAAAGGGGCGAGCGAACCUGCGUUAAUGAAACCCGUAAGGAAGUGCGUUUCCCAGGAAAUUCCUGACAUUUUUAGCUCGUGAAUUUACUAAAUCUUGCUUGGUUUUCUCCUCCAUUCUGGGUCCUUCCAGAGGGGAAGAAGAGUGGGUUAGGGGCUGAAGGCUUGGCAGGGCCUGGUUCAUCCGCAGAGCUGGCCGGCAACCCAGGCUGGGCUCAGCCUUGAGCAGGGUGCCCCCCUUCCCCAAAUCUCGGAAGGAGGAGGGGGAGGCAGGCGGGCAGUUGUGGUCCCACUGGGGGCUGGUUGAAGGUUUUUGGGUGAACGUGGGGUUUCUUUUUGAUUGUUGCUUGGGGGGAAGGGCAAAGCCAACGAGAACAGGCACUGCGGGCACCCCGGCCCUGGUGCGGCUGCCGUCCUCUGCUUGGCUCCCCCCGCCGGUGAGUGCGCCCGCCCGCCUGCCCGCCCGCCCGACUGUGCGGGGCUGCGGUUGGGGGGAGGGGGGAGCGGGAUCAUCUGAGGCCAGAGCCGCUGCCGUGCGCUGGGAGGGGGAAGCGGCGGGAGCGAGGGGAGGGACGGGCUAGGUGUCUGCUGCUCCGCGCCACUGCUGCCGGCGCCCCGUCCUCAUCCUAGGCAGCCCCUUCUGCAGCUAAGGGUUACCGCCGCACCACCUCUCCUGUUCCUUGCCCGCCUCUGCGGCCAGGGCUCUGCGAUCUCGCGAGAGUGGCUGACUGGCUGUGGGGGUUGCGGCGGCAGCAGGCGGAGCCGGGGAGGGAAAGCAGCGGCGGCUGAGGCGACUGAGGCGGCGGCGGGCGGAGCGGCAGGCGGCGGCGGCGGCGCGGCGGCGGAGCGCAGCAUCAUGGCGGACCGAGACAGCGGCAGCGAGCAGGGUGGUGCGGCGCUGGGCUCGGGCGGCUCCCUGGGGCACCCAGGCUCGGGCUCGGGCUCCGGCGGGGGCGGUGGUGGCGGCGGGGGCGGCGGCGGCAGUGGCGGCGGCGGCGGAGGGGCCCCGGGGGGGCUGCAGCACGAGACGCAGGAGCUGGCCUCCAAGCGGGUGGACAUCCAGAACAAGCGCUUCUACCUGGACGUGAAGCAGAACGCCAAGGGCCGCUUCCUGAAGAUCGCUGAGGUGGGCGCGGGCGGCAACAAGAGCCGCCUCACUCUCUCCAUGUCAGUGGCCGUGGAGUUCCGCGACUACCUGGGCGACUUCAUCGAGCACUACGCGCAGCUGGGCCCCAGCCAGCCGCCGGACCUGGCCCAGGCGCAGGACGAGCCGCGCCGGGCGCUCAAGAGCGAGUUCCUGGUGCGCGAGAACCGCAAGUACUACAUGGAUCUCAAGGAGAACCAGCGCGGCCGCUUCCUGCGCAUCCGCCAGACGGUCAACCGGGGGCCCGGCCUGGGCUCCACGCAGGGCCAGACCAUUGCGCUGCCCGCACAGGGGCUCAUCGAGUUCCGCGACGCUCUGGCCAAGCUCAUCGAUGACUACGGAGUGGAGGAGGAGCCGGCCGAGCUGCCCGAGGGCACCUCCUUGACUGUGGACAACAAGCGCUUCUUCUUCGAUGUGGGCUCCAACAAGUACGGCGUGUUUAUGCGAGUGAGCGAGGUGAAGCCCACUUACCGCAACUCCAUCACCGUGCCCUACAAGGUGUGGGCCAAGUUCGGACACACCUUCUGCAAGUACUCGGAGGAGAUGAAGAAGAUUCAAGAGAAACAGAGGGAGAAGCGAGCUGCCUGUGAGCAGCUCCACCAGCAGCAGCAGCAACAGCAGGAGGAGACCGCCGCUGCCACCCUGUUGCUGCAGGGUGAAGAAGAAGGGGAAGAAGAUUGAUCAAACUGAAUGGAAAAAACCCACACACACAUGCAUACACACACACACACACACACACAACCACACACAGAAAAUAUACUGUAAAGAAAGAGAGAAAAUAAAAAGUUAAAAAGUAAAAAAAUAAAAAAUAAAAAAAAAAAUAACUGUUAACUCCAAGGGAGCACCACCCACAGAACCUCCACCAACUGACAGUUUCUCUUCUUGACUUGCCACCCAUCGCUGGAUGUUGUCCACUUUAUCCACCAUAUAAAACAGUAAGCAGCUGCUAAAAACAAAAAACAAAAAAAAUACAAAAAGUAAUAACAUUAUAUGAACUGUGUUUCCUACUUGAUUAAAAAAUAUAAAGAACUGAGUGUUUAUUUCCCUAAUUAACCAAGAACUUUUGUACACGUUUAAGCUAUUAUUAUUAAAAGUGUUUGCAAAAUGGUCAAGAUUAUAAUAUUGCUGAAUUAUAUAAAAGUCCUUUUCAUGUUGAGCUAACAUUUGACUUUAGCACAAAAAAGAGAUAUUUUAGAACACGUAAAAUAAUAUUUUUAGUUUUUCUCAUUUUGUUACCAAAUUUCAAACCUUACAUGGAGGUUAUUAUAGUAUAUUUGACACCCUAUAUACCUGUGAUUAGAGAUGUGUAUAUAUAUGAGGGCUAGGCAUGCUGUGUGUCUGAGCUUUGUCUAAAUGUUAUGCAGAAGUUUGUAGAGUUAAAGGUACGUAGGUUUAAUUCAUGCAAGGUAAACAAUAAGUGCUCUCUUUUAUACAAUAUGCAUUGCAUCUGGACCUUAAACAUAUAAAAAUGGUCAGUGAAACUUCUGUGAACAUGAAGAAAUUAUUAAAAAAGGCAUUUAAAUGAAAUUUGCUAAGUUGUGAUUUUUACGGUUGGAACCAAAGUUAUUCAAUAGUCAAAGGAAAAAGAGGAAAGAAAGAAAAAGGAAAUCUCCCAUAAUAUUUUUCUGCAUCUGUUUGCUUUGAUUGAGUAGGUGUUUUGUCAUUAUUGUGUAUAUGAGAUGUAUCGUUCAUAAUAUAUUUUUUUUAUUAUGUGUAGAAAGAUUUUAAAAACUUAAACUAACGUGCAGCAAUUUCCAGUGAACCUGUACUUGGACAUCAGGUAGCAAGUCUAUUUGUGGUCACUAGCACUGUCUCCUAAACUAGUAAGAGGUCUGAAGCUAUUCUUUGAUUUUUGCCAGUGCUAUUAACUUAUGUAGACCUGUUAAAAAGCAGAGCAACACAAUUAUAGUUAUCCUACUGAGCCAUGGAUUCUGAGUUUCAUUUUAAAAGUGAAAGCCAAGUUGGUAUGUGUAAAGGAUUUCCAUGUAGCUGUGGUGCUAGUUAUUACUGGCUACAUUAUAUGCUAAGUGUAUUUGUGUUCCCCAAGUGUACAAGCCUUCUAUCAAAAGUAUGUUCUAUAACUCAUAUAUUCAAGGUGUAGGGUAUGAAAAUGCAAAGCUUAGGAGAGCACUUUACCAGGCUGGUGUCCUCCAAACUGAAAUUGUUUGUAUCGAUAGUCUUUUACAGGUUUUCAUUUAAAGAUGUUCGUGUGCUUUUAAUUGACAACUAACUUCUUGCUGCUGUAUAGUAAAAUAUUAAUAUAUUUUUAUCAUUAAACUGCUGCAUGACUAUCAUCUUUGAGUGAAGAGAAAAUGUUAUAAAAAAGAUGCCUUAAACAGUACAUUUUGGUUUGGAAUUCUGUAGAAAGUAUUUUGGUUUAAAAAAAAAAAAGGAUCUUGUCUGCUAUAGAGAGUUCUGGGGAUGGAAUUGUUUCUUGGCAAAUCCAGCCAUAUAGAUCUUACUGCUGUAUGUAGAAGACACCACCUGUAGGAGCUGGAAGGUAUCAGUGCUUCUCACAUUGUAAAGCAUUGGCCUAGGAAGGUGAAACAGUUGUCUUUUUGAAGGAUUUUUUUUUCUGCUGGUUCUUUGGGUUUUGAUUUGAUAUUUUUAAGCUCCCUGGUUGAGUGUGUUGUCUUUGUUUUUGAGAUCUACUGUAUGUGUUGAAUAACAAGCUAUUUCCAUUGUACUGUGCAUUUUCCCAUUAAAUUGUUUGCUUUUAAUAUUCAUACAAUGUUAAAUAUGAGGUGACCGUACAAUAGUUAGGAAUUUCUUUACUUACAAAAUCACUGGAAAUGAUUAAAUUGCUUUUCCCUUUCCCCCAAGGUGCAUUUUUCUUAUUUCCAUAUAGUAAAGUUGAGCUUUUACAGUGCAUAAUGUGACAUUUGGAAUGCUUAUCAACUGCAUGUAAACAUUAAUAACCUGCACUUUUUUGUCUUAAGGUUUGUUGAGCUGUUUUGUUCACUGUACUUUUACUGUGAUAUGGAAAAGACUGCAUUCUCUGUGCUGUUACUAGUUAGGAAAGAGAAUUGCUUUGAUUUUGUCUCUUGUUUACUAUAGCUUCUUAAAGUUAAGCCUUGUACUACAGGUUGUUGGAGUACUCCUAGAUCAGUGUUUCAUAGUAGCCAGCAAUAAGUAGUGCAAGUCAACAAAAACACAGCAAACUUAGGCAAAGUGUCCUUUAUUUGAGAUGCGAGUUCUUUCAUGAGGUUUUCUUUAGGGUCACUGUUACCUAAAGUGAAACCUUUCUUACCUACAGACUUCAGAUUCUGCUUGGAAUCCUACCGGAUCAAUAAGCACAUGUAUUGUGCAAUUGUCUUUACACUAUAACAGUUAAACACAAUCUUACUAAGAUUUUGAAACCAGUGUCUGAUUUAUGGUCAUUGGGUUUAAAAAGAAAUCCACAUGCAAAUAUUUUAAGACUUAAGAGGUGAUCUUAGAAAAGACUAAGUGACUGUAAAGAUGCUCUUUUUUGCAUCUCACUUUACCUCCCCAAGCACCCUCCCAACCUUUCCUCCCUCUACUGUUUCAUCCUUUCCCCACCCCUCCCCCCAGGUGCUCGGUACUUUACCAAGGUUCUAUAUCUCAGUGUUUUAUGUUGGAGUUUUUCCUUGUUUUUUAUUUUACUAGUUGGUAAACCCUGUUUGUGCUGAAAUGAAAAAGGAAAUGGUAUAUUUGACCAUAUGUGUUAUUCAUAGAAGACAGUAUGAUCAAAUGUGCCAAAAACAAGCAAACAAAACUUAAUUCCUGACAAGUAUGCCUUAUUUUUAAUGAUCUGCUUUGUCUUACAAUUAAGGUCCAAGAGCUUGGUUAAACUAUAUUAUUUGCCUAAGUAUAAAAGAAAACUUGAAAUGCAUUGCAAUAUUGACGUUCUUUAAAAUGAGAGACACUGUCAAGUAAUUUAAUCCAGAGAUCAGCCACCAGAUUUGAAAUGCCCAUAUAUGUGUGUAUGUUUGGUGUUGUUCGUUUUUUUUUUUUUUUUCUUUUAAAUCACCAAAUCUUUUUUUAAGCUACUUUUUAUUUGUGCCUCCUAUUUAUCAUGCUGAUGUUAGAAGCAGCAGUCAUCCAGCCACAGAGGGAGCUAAAGUUAACUAACCAGAACUGUAGAAAUCAUUAUACAUGCCUUUGACAACAAAGGAAGUUCAUAAGAAAAGCCAUGUCGGCUUUUCCUCUACUAGAUACAGACUGAAGGUAGAUGAAUAUUUGCCAAAUGGAAAAGAGAGACAAUGUGAGUCAGGAAAGACAAACUUUCCCAGCUUCCUAAAAGCCAUGGAGAGUAGAAACCAAAACCCAACAGUGAAAUAAAAACCUUGAAAGUCUCACUUUCUAGUCCCAUGCAGGGGUUGAAAUUUGACUCAAAGUGGAAAAUAUAUCGAUGUGUUUUUUAGGUCUUCACAUCUAGAGAUGGAUAACUAUUCCAAUUUGAUUGUUCAGGUAAUGGAGAAAGCUGCUAGUAAUUUUAACCCCUGCCUAAAGAAGACAUAAUUUCAUUUGGGAGCAAAUACUUAUUGCCUUGAAAAAUAGCACUGUAAUAGCCUAUGAUAAUUAGUUGUAGAAUAACCUUUAUCCCUUUUAAACUAUGCAAAUUAUUAAAUAAGUGUAAAUUAGGACUCAAUUAAAGAUAGUUGAUUAUAUUGCAAUCAGAUGGCAUUCACAAACUUAACUGGAGCAUAUACAAAUGAAAUCUAUUAGUCUAAGAGUUUUGUAUGCUAACAGAAAAAUAUAAUUUAGCUACCUAUUCUAAAAAUGGUGAAUAUUAUUAAUAUUGUAUAAUAGGACUGGGAAGACUGCCUCCUUUUUUGAAGAGAGAGAGAUUAAGGAUUUUUAUAAUUGUUUUUCAUCAAAUUUUAAUAUUUUUGUCAAAUUUUUAGGUAUUUAAUUUGUAAAACAGUUUGCUUUGUACUGGCAUACAGAAAAUAGGGUAUUGAUUUUAAACUUUUUGAAGCCAAGUGAUCAAGUACAUUUGUAAUAAAAGUCAAUGGAUAUA